Puntigrus tetrazona (Sumatra barb) is the source of this 1286-nucleotide messenger RNA. RefSeq lists its product as uncharacterized. Gene Ontology annotation, molecular function: catalytic activity. Lineage: Eukaryota; Metazoa; Chordata; Actinopteri; Cypriniformes; Cyprinidae. The record is from RefSeq and is a predicted model, not a curated record. The coding region runs from base 50 to 982 and encodes 310 amino acids. The transcript has 6 exons.
ACUAAGCAAAACAACACAUUAAAGGCACAUCAAUAAUUUCCCCUACAUUAUGGCUUUAACCUUAGGGAGACUGUUGGUUAAUAAUGGCUUCAGGAGGUCAGUUCACCACAUUACUUUAAACUCAAUGAAAGGACAAAGAUUUUGCAGCGCCAUUUCAAAAGAAGAAAGAAAAAGCACUGUCCCAGGUGGGACGGUCAUUUCUGAGAGGAGGGGUACUGUGAUGCUUAUUGGAAUUAACCGUCCUGAAGCGCGUAAUGCAGUAAAUCAAGAAACUGCUCAGAGACUGACUGAGGAGCUCUCGGCCUUUGACCAAGACAAUAGCCUUAAUGUGGCAGUGCUUUAUGGAAUAGGAGGGACUUUCUGUGCUGGUUUUGAUCUGAAGGAGUUGGCCCAGACUUCUGGUUCUCUCAAAGUGGAGCAAGAUGUCUGCAGUGAUGGUCGUGGUCCCAUGGGUCCGUCUCGUAUGAGGCUCUCAAAACCCUUGAUCGCAGCAGUCAGUGGGUACGCUGUGGCAGGAGGUCUGGAGCUGGCCCUUCUGGCUGACCUGAGGGUGGUCGAGGAGAGCUCCAUCAUGGGGGUUUUCUGUCGCAGAUUUGGUGUGCCAUUGAUUGAUGGGGGUACGGUGAGAUUGCCACAGCUAAUUGGUCUCUCGCGAGCUCUAGAUCUCAUCCUUACAGGCCGACCGGUAAAGGCACAAGAGGCUUUAACAUUUGGAUUGGCAAACAGAGUGGUGCCUGAUGGCCAAGCACUUCAAGUGGCUCUUGAACUUGCUGAACAGGUCAGCGCCUUUCCACAGCUCUGUCUCCGUGCUGACCGUAACUCCGCCUACCACGCAGCCUUUGACGCCUCCUCCUUCACCCAGGCCAUGCAGUAUGAGUUUGACCAUGGCCUGCCAGUCAUUGUAGCUGAAGCAGUCACCGGAGCAACAAAAUUCAGCUUAGGUGCUGGGAGGGGCGGGUCUUUCUCUAAGAGUAAACUCUAAACUGCCAGUUGAGUGGAUGUGAGACAGUUUGUGUGUAACUAAAUAAAGCUGAUAUUACUGUUAAUUUUACAGUGCAUGGGUUAAAGUAAGUAUCGGUUAAAAUAACACUUGCACAUGGUAACACACAAUAAUAAGAAUUUGUUGUUAGCAUUCUGUAAUUGUUAUUAAACCAGUAUGAUGUGACAGCUGAAAUUUUAAUGUGAAAUCUGAAAAGGAAUGUGCAUUUGCCUCAGAUCAAGUUUCCAUUAUCAGAUUUUUUUGUAUUGCUAAUCAAAUAUAUUAAAGGUUCAUACUGAAGAAAAUA